AAGAUGGCCGACCGAGAUGGUCGGCUAUCACCUGCUUGUCUUGAUGAUUUAGAGGACGAAUCUUUAGAUCCAAGAAUUCAUGGUGAAUUAGAAAGAUUGAAUAAAGCAUCAGAAGAAAUAAAUAAAUUAGAAUUGGAACUUGAUGAUGCUAGAGCAAGCUUUAGACAAGCCCUCACAGAUUCCACACAACAACUCAAUGCUUUGGCAAAAAAACUGGGCUCCUGUGUGGAGAAAGCUCGACCUUACUAUGAUGCCAGAAUGAAAGCCAAAGAUGCCCACAUUGAGACCCAGAAGGCAGCAUUGAGGUUUGAAAGAGCAUGCAGUAUGCAUGAGGCAGCAAAGGAAAUGGUACAGUUAGCUGAGCAGGGCUACAUGUGUAGGGAGGAACCAUCAGACCCUGCCUGGCAAGAGAUGCUGAAUCAUGCCACAAUGAAGGUGAAUGAAGCUGAAAAGGAGAGGAAUGCAAGUGAACAGGACCACAGAAAUACCAUGAUAAAAUUCCAGGACACAGAGGAAGUUGUCCAUCAUUUACAGAGGGAGCUAAAGAGAGCUAUAGCCAAAUCUAAUUUUUCAACUCGUCGAAGUUUCCUACAGAUGAGUGAUCUUGUAAACCAAUAUCAUUUAACAAUGUUGCCAUACUUUGAAAUGAAGGCCAAAUUUAAUCAAACAAUGGAGGAACAGAAGCGAGGGAUUAAAAUUCUGGAAGAAGAUGUUGGCUCAGCCAAAACCAUGUACUCUGAGGCCCUUAGGAACCUAGAGACAAUCAGUGAUGAAAUCCACCAACAAAGAAUGGAGAAAAGGAGAAAUGAUGAGCUGGGAGAGAGGGGAGCUGGGGUGGGAUCUGAAACUCCCUCCCCUCCCCCCUACAGAGACUCUGGUCACUCAUAUGGUGAGGGACAACAUUCUGGGUCUGAUACACAGGAUUUUAUACCCCCUUCUGUCAUACAUCCAUCCACUGAAAAAGCAAGGAAUGCCAGUUACUUAAAAGCUGUGGACAAUGCUGAAGAGGAGGAGUUUCCAGUGCCAAGUUUAGAGAGUGAGUACAAGUCCCUCCCAGAACCUCACAGACCAGCUUUAAGAACUCGUAGUGUUCCAAUACAGGAUGAUGUGUUCACUGAGGACCAACGUGACAGGAGUCAAUCAUUGAGACACUCUCUGCCAAAUCCAGUAAAGGUAGAUCAAGGUCAAUCCUCAUCUGACCCCUCAAGACUUAACAAAACAGAAUCUCCUACUCGUUCAAGAAAGAAACUUCAGGCUGGAGGGUUAAUACUCAAAAUAGACUCAGGUAUGGACCCCUUAGCAGGAAUCCAGAGUGCUCCUUUAAAACCUACUCGUUCAUCAACAAGAUCUCAGGGCAAGUCUCGAAGUAGUAGAAAGUCCAAGAAUGCUAAUGGUAUCUCUCCUCAAUCGAGCGUGCUCAGUAUUCCCAGUGGAGAUGAUGGGGAGAGUUCAGACUGUGAGAGUGUGGUGAGCACAGGACCUAUGUUGGAUGAUGAUCAGGUCUUGGCUCUCACACUGGACUUUGAUGAUAAGAUCACCAUUGAGGAAGACUCCCCACCAGCUCAUUUAGAUUGGCGUCGGAAGAGCCUCCCCCCAAACCUUAGUCAUUUAGAACACUUUCUACAUAAACCUGUAGCUGAUGAUAAAAAUGCCUAGUGGAUUUUUACUAGGUUGUUAUGUCUGUCAGACAAGUACAUCUUUUAUUGUUAUACAUUGUUGUAAACUCAGCUUUCCUUCAUAAUGAUUUUUGCGUGACAAAAAAAGAAACAAAUCCAAAAUAUUUGGGUCAGUGGUUAAAAAAUUCAUUUACUUUUAAAAACAUUCCAGUUGAAUAAUAUUUAUCGCUUUUCUCACUGAAAUCAGGCUUUAUAAUAGUGCUUUAAGCUCAUGUAUGUCUGAAAAAAAAAAAACAAACUGAAAGUAUCAGAUAGUGGUCAAAACUGAUUGUGGAGAAAGCUGUAUUACUCUAGUGUUAGUGAUCUGUGUUCCUCUGAGAACAGGGUAUCUUUGUUGGUGCUUGUGUAUCUGCUGUAUCAUGUAUUAGUUCUUCCUUUUAGUGACUAUAUAGUAGUGUGGAUCAAGUGACUUGCAUACCUUGCUUAUGUUAGACAGACAUCUUUCUUUGGUACUUAAAUUUGAUUCACCUUUCUAAUGAAAUGGAUUAAAAAGUGUUUUAUUGUCUAUUUUGGAGAUGCUGUAUGACUUUUCCUGCAGUUGAUUUUCGAACAUACAAGAUAUCCAAUGUAUAAUGGCACAGAUAAUAACUUUUUAGUGAACUUUUUAGAAUUUUUUUUUUCAAAUAAAAUCUUUUUUAAUCUUUCAGUUAUAUUUUCAGUCAGUCAUUUUCUAUCAUAUACAUGUAAAUGUAGUCCUUCAAAAUUAUGUCUUUGUUUCAAUCAUCUACCAGGUAACUCUAAAAUUGUGAAAUAAAGUCUGGGUCAUUAGACAUUGGAUACUUUAACAGGAGAUAAACCUAGUCAAUUCAUAAUACCUGAUCAGUAUUUUCACAUUAUGUCUGUUAUGUGAUUUUACAUUAACAAUGUUUUAGAAAUAUUGAUAUUCCGAAGAGAAAAAUGGCAAUUUUACAUUUUAAACAAAAUUUUUGUAUAUGUCCUCUGAAAUGUACUGCUAUUGUCAUAAAUCUGAUGAUUUUAAGAGACUUAGAAUUGAAUUCUUUCUGAUAUCAGAAGUACAGUUGAAUAUUUGUAUUAUCAAAUCUCCAUUUCUUUUUGAGAUAAGUUUUCAGUGCCUCAUAAUGUGAAGCAUAAUCAAAAUAAAUGUCGUAUUCCUCAAGAUCAGGCUAGUAUUAUCCACAUAGCUCUUGAUUUAUCUUUAUUGAUAUUAUGUGUGAAGUUUUUAAAUAUAUUUGAAAAAGGUUUGGUGUUUGGUAGUACUGCCUCAUUUUCUACAACCUUUAUUGUCUCCAUCAUUGAAAAUGGAGAUAUUUAAUGAAACCUUGUUCCCCUAUCUGUCUUUCUUUGAUAUCUGCACUUUAAUAAAUAGUACCAGUAGAAUGAAAAUUUCCAUGUACACUAUUGUUUAUUUUGAUAAUGUCCUCCCUUAUUUGCUUUGGGGUUAAUUAAUGAAUUGAAGGGUGUGGCAUUUAUUUUUUAGUUGGAAAAAUUUCAGACAUCAAAAUUACCAUAGAACAGUUCCAUUUUGGAUGUUUGUAUUUGAAGUUGUGGGUCGUAGAAUGAUUAAAGUAUUGCGGUUACAAUUUCAAUUUUACUCAAACUUGUUGCUGGUUGAGACAUGCAUGACAUUCUAGAUUAUUCUUCAAGUUAGAUUAAAAGCAUUGUUGUUGAAUAAAGAGGAAAAAAAAACCUUAGUUAACACUGCUGUAUUGAAAAAACCGUUUGUCUUAUUUUCUUAUUUUCUUGUUUAAAUUUUUAUAAUUCAAACAUUAAUUGGGUGAUAUUUUCUUCAUGAUCUAUUUUAGUUUACUGUUUUUAUUUCUAAUUAUUGACAUUCACAACUGUCUGUAAAUCCAGUAAAAAGAAAACAAACCAUUAAUUUGAAGUAAUCAAGAAUACAACUAGAUGGUUUAAUACUGCAUAAUGUGUGUUACUGUAGGCAGUAGAAAUAAAAUUGCACAAUACUGA
Saccostrea echinata is the source of this 3602-nucleotide messenger RNA. Its product is annotated as SH3 domain-binding protein 5-like. Lineage: Eukaryota; Metazoa; Mollusca; Bivalvia; Ostreida; Ostreidae. The record is from RefSeq and is a predicted model, not a curated record. The transcript has 8 exons. Gene Ontology annotation, cellular component: cytoplasm. Bases 4 to 1656 code for a protein of 550 amino acids. Gene Ontology annotation, biological process: negative regulation of protein tyrosine kinase activity; intracellular signal transduction. Gene Ontology annotation, molecular function: protein kinase inhibitor activity.